UGACACUCGGACUGACAGCAGAGCCGCGGUCUGGAUCGGUUUCCGUCUCAAGAUCCAAUAAAAUAGUUUCUUCAUAAUUCUAACAACACGGCAGAGUCUUGAGCGUACACAGGGUGUCAACAUGUCGACUGACAACUAUCUGCCAACUGAAGAGCAGCUUACGUGCUGCAUCUGCCUGGAAGUGUUCAACGAUCCAGUCACGUUACCAUGUGGACACAACUUCUGCAAAAAAUGCAUCACACACCACUUGAGUUCUAACUCCCAGCACCAGUGUCCUUUGUGUAAAGAGCGUGUUGAUAGAAAAUAUAAGCUUCGGGUCAACACUAUCAUAGCUGAGAUGGUUCUUAUGUACAGAAUGUCAGCUGGAAGGAGAGACAGAAGGAGCUCAGAGCAACAAGUUGCUGAACCCGGAGAAGUUUCCUGUGACAUUCCUACUGAAACUAAGCAGACUACCCUGAAGUUCAACAUUUUCUUAGUAGUAGGCCUGGCAUGUCUGACCAUCUACAUUACAAUCUACCUUGAGCUUCAUAAAACGGUGUCAAGCCCGAUAACUCCUCAGCUGUGUGAUGUGGUCGAGAACGUGGCGGGCAGCCUGUGUCCUAAGCAUGGCAAACCUCUGGAGCUCUACUGCAAGAACGAACAAAUGCCCAUAUGUCAGUCCUGCGCUGAAUCAAGUCACAGAUCUCACGACAUUGUUCCUCUGAAAGAAGAAUAUGAAGUAAAGAUGAAAGAGCUUCAGAAAACAGAGGCUGAAAUUCAGCAGAAGAUCCAGGAGCGACAGCUGAAAAUACAGGAGGUCAAACAUUGGGUUUGGGUUAGCAAGGAAGCUGCAGACAGAGAGAUGGCUGAUGGUGCUCAAGUCUUCACCGCUUUGAUACAGACUUUGGAAAAAUAUCAUGCCAAGUUCAUCGGGAUGAUUGAAGCGAAGCACAAAAUGACUGAGAAGCAGGUCAAAUGUUUCACCGAAGAGCUGGAGCAGGAACUCUCUGAGCUGAUGGAGAGGCGGACUGAGGUGGAGCAGCUCUCACGCUCAAAAGACCACCUCCACUUCUUCCAGAGCUACCCAUUCUUUAAGACUGCUCCUCUCGCCGGCGACUUGCCAGAUGUCAACAUUUCUUCAGUGUCUUAUGAAGGACUCCUGAGGACAGCUGUAGGGACUGCAGUGUUUCAGCUGAUUGAGACAGACAAAAAUGAGAUGGAGAAGCUACAGGAAGCUGAGCCGUUGAACCUCUGGGGGAAUGAAUUGGAUGUGACUCUGGAUCCUGAUACAGCAAAUCCUUAUCUCAUCCUGUCUGAUGAUGGGAGACAAGUACAUUAUAGUGCUGUGAGGAAUAAAGUACCAGACAACUCAAAGCGAUUUGAUACUUCACUUUUUGUCUUGGGAAAGCAGAGUUUCUCUUUUGGGAGAUUUUACUAUGAUGUUCAAGUUAAAGGAAAGACUGGGUGGGUUAUAGGAGUGGCCAAAGAGUCCGUCAACAGGAAGGGAAAACUUCAAUUAAACCCUGAACAUGGCAUCUGGGCUUUACAACAUUGGCAGGGAGACCAGUACAUUGGACGUACUAGCAAGUCUGUCCGUCUCUCUGUGAAUGAUCAGAUUGAGAACGUGAGAGUGUUCGUGGAUUAUGAGAAGGGUCUGGUCUCCUUCUAUAAUGGAGAUUCAGCAGCUCUUAUAUUCUCCUUCACUGGCUGCUCCUUCACUGAGAAACUCCACCCAAUCUUCUGCCCCUCUUUUGAGAACUCCCUCCCUCUGAUUAUGUCCCCUGCUGUCAGAUUUAACUAAUCACUGCUUUUGCAAAAACCUGCGAUGUUUUCAACACAGUCUCACAGAAAUUUGUGAAAUAGUCAUGAAAUGCAAUCGUGUACAUGGACACCAAUUGUUCAUUUUUUCUGUGUUCCUCGGCAUAACUUUUGUAUCUGGACAACAUUACGUUAAAAAAGCAAAGGACUUUCUUGCCAUUAUUGUCAUCCUGAAUGACACAACAGACAAUUCAUGUCCUGUUCACGAAACCAAUAGAUUGUGAUUCGUGACUAUUUCACGACCUGCCAUGAUACUGGGCGGAAGUUAUAUACUCAUGGCUGCAACGUAUUUAUUGUUAGGUUGUUUCAACAGUGUCAUUAGGUUCAUGUAGAUAAUAGACAACUAAUUCCAGGUAAAUUCUAUGGCAGGGGUGUUUAAUUAAAAUGAUUUCCUCAACAUCCAGAACAUCAUAAUGUCUAACUUGCGUUAUUAUUCAAUGCCUUGUAGCGGCUUAGAUUUUCUGUGAUAUGGUUGCUAUAUACAGAUGCUGCAGCCCAACUCUACAGCUUCUAUUUAAACAUAUUGUGAGGUUCUUUUAACUGAACCAGUCUCAGUUUAAUCCUGAUUCUCUAUCAGACCUCCAUCAGUAAAGAGAC
Molecule: messenger RNA, 2394 nt
Organism: Anarrhichthys ocellatus (wolf-eel)
Lineage: Eukaryota; Metazoa; Chordata; Actinopteri; Perciformes; Anarhichadidae
Product: E3 ubiquitin-protein ligase TRIM21-like
Exons: 2
Coding region: 122-1780 (552 amino acids)
Molecular function (GO): zinc ion binding; protein binding
Source: RefSeq, a predicted model, not a curated record